GUGUAAACAGCAUCCUAGUAACGUUAGCUAGGGCCCCCGCUAAACCACUCCCCGCCACACCAGCAAGGGGUGCUACACAAUUUUUUAAGAAAAACAAAACCAUCAUCUCCUCUCCGUCACUUUCGUGCGACUGCUUCUGCUUUGUUUGUUCCGCACACGGCAGCAGCAGCAGAAGCCGACUGCACACACCAGGGAUGUAUAAAGAGAACUGGAUACAGCUCUGUUCAUUCCUAUGAGAGUUGAAUUUGGUGCAUGAAGCCCAAAAUGGAGCUACUGUAGAUUAAGAAAGUACCCGGAUCAUCCGGGGCCUUUUGUUUACAGAGCGUGCUCACGUGAGUUUCCCUUAAACCCCACCUCCGUUGUCGGCUCAGUCGAAAAAUAACUCUGGAUUUAACAUAUAGCGCAUUUCACAACUUUUACCCCCUAAUGAUUUAAAUAAGGGCUAUGCAAUUGUUCGUACUGUGUAUUUUAUUUAGAUAAAAAAAAUAUAUAUACGGUGAUUUACAGACGUCUCUUUGGGACAAAAUUACGUCACUGAAGGUGUAGUACCACUGGUUGGCCACUACGGCCAUUCCAAAAAUCGGCUUCAACGACCGGCGCACUUCCUGUGGCUCGCUGCACACACCCACUUUUUAUACCGAUACUUUCAACCAUGUACAAACCAUCUGGCGAGUUGUUGUGCUCAGCCACUCGGUCUACCAUGGCCAAGCCGAGUGAUCUAAAGAUGUUCCUGGAGUCUUCUCUGAAUGAGAUCUUCAAAUCCACAGUGAGCGACAUCCUGGAUUCAGUGGACAGGACCCUGUCCGAGUACCAGGGCACAAUACACAGGCUCGAGUCCGAAAACGAGGGCCAGAAGAGGCUGCUGUUAGCACAGAGGAGCACCGAGUCUGCUGCUAGAGAUCCUCGUGAACAAGAUGCCACUGAAAAGUUUUCCUCUUCAGAAUGGAACGAUUAUCCCUUCGGCUCGACGCAGGGCACGUUCAAGAUGUCCAUAUGCAGCAGUGACAAGAAGAGCUUCAGGAGGAAGCAGAAAGACAAGACGAGGGAGAACACAUCCUCUUCCUCCUUUUUACUGCAGCCUGAUCAUAUGGAAGAAACACAAUGUGUGAGCACAGCCGAUGUAGGCAUUAUCAUACAAAACGUGUUAUCUGUUAAAACAGAGCCUGGCCUGGAUGAAAGUGGUGCUAUUGACCUCUCCCAGCCUUCAUCCCUGCUCAAUCUAACAAUGAAAACCGAGAGCACGGAAGUCAAUAUUAGCAGUCAUGAUGCAUAUGCGCCUAUGCCGCCAUCUACAGGCCUCGAACAAGACUCCAGAGGAAGUGACAGUGAAGUUAAAGUCACCAUUGUUUCUGACACCUACAUGCAGGAUGGACAAUUAAUAAAGACUGAGGAGGAGCAGAAUGGGGUGUCACAGUAUGAUGGUGACAAUUUACUUUUGAAGCAGGCGUUGAGGUAUAACCCUGAAUCAGAAAUAGACCCUGAGGCGGCGGUUACACAGGUUGUGGAGCCAGAAGUAGAGUCACAUGAGGAAAACGCUGCAGUUCCUGAACUUUUAGAGGUUCCUGAUAACUUCUUACGCUGUCCUACUUGUCCCAAAACAUUUAGUCGAGCCUCCUCUCUCAACAUCCACAUCAAGACACACAGCGCUGAGAAAGCUCACAUCUGCAGCUACUGCGGCAAGCGCUUUGGACGAGCUGAUCUCCUCAGGUCCCACAAGCGUAUCCACACAGGAGAGAGACCCUACUGCUGCAACAUCUGCAGCAAGACGUAUGCCCACCCCAGUCAGCUCAGGAUACACAAACGUGUGCACACCGGAGAGAAACCCUACUCGUGCUCGCACUGCGGGAAGCGCUUCAACGAGCACAACCAGCUCAAAGUCCACCUGCGGACUCACACCGGGGAGAGACCUUACAGCUGCCAGGAGUGCGGCAAGACGUUCAGCAAUGCAGGUAACCUUCGAAUACACCAGAGGAUUCACACCGGGGAGAAGCCGUACUGCUGCGCUCAGUGUGGGAAAUGCUUCAAUGGCUUAGGGGACCUUAAAACCCACUACAGGAUCCACACUGGAGAGAGGCCCUACAGCUGCGAGCUCUGCAAGAAGACCUUCAGCCAGGCGGGCCACCUCACCAUUCACAUGCGCAUGCACACGGGAGAGAGGCCGUACAGCUGCAACGAGUGCGGCAAGAAGUUCACGGUGGCCAGCAGCCUCAAACUGCACCAGAGGACUCACACCGGAGAGAAGGAGUACAGCUGCUCGUUCUGCAGCAAGAGCUUCAGCAGGUCGGGACACCUGAAGAGACACGAGCUGGUGCACACCAAAGAGAAGGUGUUCCUCUGCAGCCAGUGUGGUAAGACCUACACCGACCAGUCGUCCCUCAAGAAGCACCUGAAGGUGCAUGCGAUCAAGGAGCAGAAGGCUCAGAGCGAGGGAAGCACCAGUGAGACAGAAACAAACCAACCUGCAGCCUCAGAGACGCUAUCAGACACUGAUAGAAGUUAGAACUAAAGGGCCAAUAGAAGAGACUAAUAUAAAAGCUGAGAAAGAUCAAGAGACAAGGUUACUCUGAUACAGAAAUACAUCUCACAGCCUACGUCAUAUGAGUAUCACUGCUUUAUCUGUUUAUAGAUGAUUUAGUUUUCAACUGCUACCUAAACUGGACCUCCUGGAUUGUAUUUCGUCUAUCUGGUACCUUAAACAACGCACUGCAGGAGAGCUGACAUUUUGCAGGGCAGUUGAUGUGUGCUCUGGUUCAAAGCACCAGAAAAACGUUUAAAGGUCCCAUUUUUUUUUUUUUUAUGACAUGCUUCUCUGGUUAUUACCACGAGUAUAGUGACGUAACGGCUCCUCACACACACACUCAGCCUUAUCUUUUCUCAGGCUGAGUUCCGCGGUGUCUCGCU
Trematomus bernacchii (emerald rockcod) is the source of this 2901-nucleotide messenger RNA. Its product is annotated as oocyte zinc finger protein XlCOF6. The record is from RefSeq and is a predicted model, not a curated record. The transcript is spliced from 2 exons. NCBI's taxonomy places the organism in Eukaryota, Metazoa, Chordata, Actinopteri, Perciformes, Nototheniidae. The coding region runs from base 653 to 2500 and encodes 615 amino acids. Gene Ontology annotation, molecular function: RNA polymerase II cis-regulatory region sequence-specific DNA binding; DNA-binding transcription factor activity. Gene Ontology annotation, biological process: regulation of transcription by RNA polymerase II.